AUGCCCGCCAAUAUAUAUCACAGCCCUUCUCAACUUGCGUCCAAUACCUUGCACCCAUUCAAUGCGUUCCCCUCUUCUCGUCCAAUUUCGCCUCCAUCUGAAGGCGCCUCCGUUAACUCGCCCUUCUCUGCGUGGGCCAAAAGGUCCGCCCACCAGUCCUUGAAAAUGGAGCGCACCCCGCACGACAGAUCCGCACCCAUCUUGCUGGAACCGAAUACUCAGGAUCCAUAUCUGUCGGUCUCGUCCGACCAAGAAGAACUUGAUUUUCAAGCAUUUGCUCUCCGCUUGACACCUGUGGGGGGCAGUCCAAAUCAUGCCAGUUCCUCUCCGAUCGGGGCAAAUGAUGCCCUGAGCGCGAGUCCCACUCUUCAAACGAACUUCUGGGCCGCGGGAAAUGAGAACCCCAGUUCUAGCGCGUCCCCUGAUUCAGGUAAUUUUCUGGACCCAUCCAAUAUUGAGUUGAAUGGAUCCAACUGGCAGAAUGAAAGGUCGCUCAACGGGGAGACAACUGCGCCGGUUACACAGGAUCAAUGGCCAUCAGUUGUGGCCGUUGCGCCUUCCCAGCAGUGGCUCAACCCAGAGCAAACUAUCCCGAGCCCUUCUUCCAUUCAAGAUCUCGCGACGGCACAAAGCCAUGCACCCAGCCAGGGCUUGCUUGCUAGCGCUGACCAACGAUAUGGGCCAGCUCAACUAACUGUCACGACCGAGCAUGCCCCAGGAAAUGAUGUGGUGUCGGCUUCGACCGUCAGGGGGAGAAGUCCGCUAAGAAGCCCCAUUGGAAUUACCGUGGAGAGUGUGUCGCGUGGAGAUUCCCCGGUUGCGGGAAACCUCUGGCACAGUAGACGCCCGAGCCGAUCCUCGAUGCAUCUCUCGCCAGGGGGAAUGUCCAGUGACUCAGAAGAUGAUGGUAAUGUCGAUGAUGACCACCGAUCGGUCUCGUCCCUUUCUGUCGCACGAACCAAUAACGGAAAAUGGAUUCGGAGUCCAACGACUGGUCAUGGCGGCCUUGAACCUUCCUCUCGAGGGAACGAAUACGUACAAAGCCCCAACGAUCUCAAGGGACAGCGCGAACGCGAUCAGAAGAACCAGCAUAUUACCCUCUGGUUGAGCGCCGCCAGCACAGGAAUAGACGGCAAUCAGCCUCCGACCCCUCCUCCCCAAAGGAAGCACAUCAGUAACAGACUGCGAGCAAGGAGCACCGGAGACCGCCCUCUUCAGCAAGAAGACUAUUUUAGUCUAAAGUUCCAUGGUGGCAACAUGACCCCCGGACCCGGGGUCUUAGUGCAUGAAAGCGAGGGCAGCGAUGAUGAUGGUGAUGGUGAUUCUAGCGUCAAAACUAAUGGCUCAACGCCUGGUUCUCCCCCAGCUGAUGUCAACGAGCCCGGUCGAUAUGACCGUUCCACACCUGAAUGCUAUGCUUUACUCGGAUCGACCGGCCCCGCUGAGGGCAUCUGUCUUCAUCCUUGGCAGGAUCCCUCACGCGAUUCAACGCAGAGAAAAGAAGCCAUGCAGCCCGGGAGCUCUAGUGCGGCGAUGGUUGCGUUUGAAAAGCGGGCGAAGGAUAUCGAAACCGCGUCGCUGGCGGCGACUGUGGAUAACAACAGUCUAUUUCAUGUCAGGUCGGCUUUUACGGAGCUGAGCAUCACGGCUGAGCCGAAGCCUAAAGAGAGCGUUGGCACUCUCUUCCAGCGUUCCUUUUUGCACGCAACCUCGAAACUGAAGCGUCAAGCAUCGGAUUUCUCGAUUGCCAACGCCAAUACCAGUGCCCAGCAUACUAGCUCUGAAGUUCCACAGCGGAAAGAGAGUCACUCACACCGUCAUCGGUUGAGUUUAUCAUCAAGACAACAUAGUCGCUCCCCAAGCUUGACUAAUGCUCUGUUUUCUAUGACGGGACAGAUGGCAGCGAUUGGAGGAAACAAUGCAGUCCAUGCCGUCUCGCCAAAUACUGACGUAGCCCCGAAGGGUACUGCUAUUACGGCUCGAGGUCGAAGUCGAAGUGAAGUUCCACGACCUGUUACUGGGCUGAUGGCUCUGAUGACCAACCACGGUGGGCCGCCUGUUGCCAAUUUCCUCUCUUCGCCAAGGACUUCGACCGAGACUGAGCACGUGCGAGCCAGUGAUACCCCCGACGUUGGCACCGUGGCUAAGGAUGAAGAUGACGAUGAGGACCACAUGGAUGCAGCGGAUGAUAAGGGGCUUGUCAUGGAUUUUCCUCUGAUGUCACGUUUGCCAGUGCCAACGCUCGAAGGGUUUAAGCAGCAGAUCAUGGAUCUGAACCCACGACUCGCGCCGGCUCUGAUCGAACGAUUCGCGCGCGAGCAGGUCAAUCGAUAUGAGAGACUGGUGGCGCUGCAGCAGAAUCACGCAGCUGCUAUUGCCAAUCGUAAAUGCAAGUCGGGUAAAUUCUGUUUUGCUUUGGGAGGCAAAGCAGAAUUGCUGGAACAACGAAAAACGUCAACCUCUGUGGAAGCUGGGCAAACCCAAUUCCUUGUUGCGGAAUUGGUUAAUGGUCGUGACCCACCAUGCGUGGUAACGGAAGGAUCCCCUACCCCGGCUCAAUUUCCCGCCGGUGUGCCCAUUCCACCCGUUGGCCGCUUGCCUGCCGAAUUUGAGUGCUCCAUCUGCUAUGAGGUUAAAAAGGUUCAUAAACCAUCAGAUUGGUCCAAGCAUGUUCAAGAGGAUCUGCAGCCAUUCACAUGCAGCUUUCCCGAUUGCACUGAACCCAAGUCAUUCAAGCGUAAAGCAGACUGGGUCCGACAUGAAAACGAGAAGCACCGACAUUUGGAAUGGUGGGCCUGCUCUACAUGUAAUCAUAUCUGUUAUCGGAAAGACAACUUUGUCCAACACUUGGUCCGGGAACAUAAGAUGCCCGAUCCCAAGGUGAAGAAGGGCAAAGCAGGGGCCGAGGGACAGGCCAGCCGUGAUCGGUUAAUGAAGCUGCUCGACGAGUGCAGGCAUGAGACCAAAGAAACGUCGGCGUCGGAGCCCUGCCAAUUCUGCGGGAAUAUCCUUGGCAAUUGGAAAAAGCUAACGGUGCACCUGGGGAAACACAUGGAGCAGUUGGCAAUGCCGGUUCUAGAACUUGCCAAACAGGGCACCGCCACCCCUAGCCCAGCCCCUGCAGGAAUUUCUAGUGGGUCUGCCGAAACAUACCCUCCUCUUUCUGCACCGUUUUAUGGACAUCAGAAUACUGCAGGGGCGACGAUUCCCACUCCGCAAUAUCCCACUGGCAAGGCUAGCCCUCCUGUCAGCGCAAGCAUCCCUUGCGACGUGUCACUUCUUGGCUAUCCCUCUAUCUCGGGCACCAUCCUUUCGACAGAACCCGAACCGAUGGCCGACCCCUUCCCGGGUGAUCAGUAUUCUUACAUUAACCAAUUUGACCAAGCCACGCUCCACCCGUCAGCCGAGACCCACCUCCCGCAUCAUCAAAACUCUGUGACGUACCCACCGCCAUACAAUGCGAUCCACCGGCCAAGAACACCCGACGCGAACGCUUCUGUAAUGCCAUCUUAUCAGCUUCCUCAAAGCUCGCUAUACCCCGCACAAGCAAGCUACCCGCCUUAUCAUAUGGCUCCUACCUCACCAUAUGGUUCCUAUACGCACAGCUAUUCCUCGCAAAUGUGA
Messenger RNA from Penicillium longicatenatum, 3624 nucleotides. RefSeq names its product putative C2H2 finger domain protein. The record is from RefSeq and is a predicted model, not a curated record. The coding region runs from base 1 to 3624 and encodes 1207 amino acids. The transcript has a single exon. NCBI's taxonomy places the organism in Eukaryota, Fungi, Ascomycota, Eurotiomycetes, Eurotiales, Aspergillaceae.